AUGCGCCAGGACACACUCAUGUCUUCUUCCGACGCUGUCUUGCUCUUUGAUGCCGGAGCAGGUCAAGCCCAAGGAGACAGAGAAUUCCAAGAGGACCGCCAUGUGAUGAUUCGACCGGGCCAGUUUCCUGCAGACACAGAGGAUACGCUUGCCUAUUUUGCAAUAUAUGAUGGACAUGGCUCCGAUCUCGUUUCCGAGCAUGCGACGAAAAACUUGCAUGGCCUGUUGGCCCGACGACCUGAGCUCAAAGAAGGGGAAUACGUCCAAGCCAUCAAGGGCGCCCUGGCGGACGAGGACGCCCUUCUGAUGGACGACUUCAAACACGACUAUGCAGAGCCCGCACUCUCCGGAUCAACCGUGGCCAUGUGCCUGAUCAAUCUGACGCAGGGAGAGCUGAUUUGUUCCAACCUGGGGGACUCGCAUGUCAUAUUCGCGGAACGUGAUCCGAAGACGGAGAUGCCGUACCACAUCCGCCGGCUCACCAAGGCACAUAAGCCCGACACGCCCGACGAACAGGCGCGCAUCAAAGAGGCCGGGGGAAAAGUCCAGGUGCGGGGUGGGGUUCCUCGAGACGUAGGAUCCCUGAAUAUGUCCCGCGCGUUGGGGGAUUUGCAGUACAAAAAACCGGUGAACACCAUUCAGAAAGAGGGCUGGAUCCCCGGGACCCGACGCGCCUCGUCGUCAUCCAAGCACGUCCAUGGAGACGUCCUAUCCAAUGACCCGUAUACGUCGAGACGCACGUUGCGGACUGGCCUGCGUUACCUACUGGUGAUCGUAUCGGAUGGAGUCAGCGACCGCACCGACGACGCGGGCCUGAUCCAGCACGUGAUGAAACUGUCAAUGCGGGGAAUGCGCGCGAGUGAGAUUGCACAGGCAGUGGCCAGCGAUGCGGCGAGUCAUCCGCGGAGUGAUAAUGCAUCGUGUAUUGUGAUCAUGAUAGAUGGACAACGAUCGUAA
Molecule: messenger RNA, 957 nt
Organism: Penicillium maclennaniae
Lineage: Eukaryota; Fungi; Ascomycota; Eurotiomycetes; Eurotiales; Aspergillaceae
Product: PP2C family serine/threonine-protein phosphatase
Exons: 5
Coding region: 1-957 (318 amino acids)
Biological process (GO): protein dephosphorylation
Molecular function (GO): protein serine/threonine phosphatase activity; cation binding
Source: RefSeq, a predicted model, not a curated record